AUGAUAAGAAAAGCUACUCGACUGUUAUCAACAAGAUCAGUUGUUGAGAAAUUAUUUAAUGUUGUACAAUCAUCAUCAUAUGAUGAAAGGCAAACGAAACUAGAUCAUUUUAUUGAUACUUAUGCACAACUAAGAAAAGCAAUUUAUCCCAAUCUUGUUAAUGAUGUUAUACAACGUUGGGCUACUGAACAACCAAAACGAGAAGCAUUAUGGAUGUGCGAAAAUAAAAAUAAUGAAAGUCAAAAAUUAACAUUUGAUGAUGUAUAUAAACAAUCAUGUCGUUUGGCUAAUGUACUUACUAAUAAAGACUUUGAUUUAACACCAGGUCAAACUGUACUUGCUAUUUUACCUAAUACUGCUAAAGAACGAAUUUUAUUAUUAUUAGCAUGUAUUCAAACUGGUUUAAUCUUUUGUCCAUAUGAUCCAAAAGAUUUAACUAAUCAAGGAAUUUCUCAAAGAAUUCAAAAAUUAGUUGUUGAUUGUGUCAUUACUGAUGAAGAUAAUUUAGAAAUAGUAAGAUGCUAUACCGGUACCCCAUUACGGCCAUUAAAAAAAGGUUUUUUUAUGCCGUGCUCAAAAUCUAAAUUGUCACCAGUUAGUUGGACUCAUUUAACGCAACAUGUUAAUAAUGCUGAAAGUAGAUAUACAAAAUUUGUGAAUAUUAAUCAGAAUACACCUGUUAUACGUUUAUUAUCAAAUAACAAUAAUGUUAUUGAAUAUUCUCAAGAAGCUUUAAAUUUUCGUUUAAUAUUAACAGCUCUUUGGUUAAAUAGCAAUAAAACACCUCGUUUAAUAUGGAUGAAAAAUCAAAAUGAAAUAAUGUCAAUGGCUUCUUGGUUAUUUGGUUCAUCCAUAUUUUAUAAAGAUAUUGAAAAUUUAAAAACAAUGAUUCAAACAUUUGAAAAUUAUCCUAUUGAUGCUUUUUGUUCAACAUUAACUAAUUAUCAAAUGCUUGAUAAUGAACAUGAACAACAACGAGAGAUAAAAACUAAUCUUCAACAAUUAUUUUCUUCUGAAUCAAUUAAUUCUAAAAUUAAAUCUCGUUGGCAUUCAUUGACAAAUCUUAAUAUUCGUGAUGAUUAUGCUGAUUUUUAUAAUAAACCCAUAUUAAACACUUUUUCAACUAAUAUGCGACAAUCAUCAUAUCCUGUUAAUAAAGUAUCAUAUCUGUUAAUAAAUUCCUCAAUGAACCCAAAUACAUUAAACAAAUUUGUUAAUUAA
Molecule: messenger RNA, 1221 nt
Organism: Rotaria sp. Silwood1
Lineage: Eukaryota; Metazoa; Rotifera; Eurotatoria; Philodinida; Philodinidae
Source: the annotation of a GenBank genome assembly